Messenger RNA from Macrobrachium nipponense, 1547 nucleotides. RefSeq names its product SET and MYND domain-containing protein 4-like. The transcript is spliced from 5 exons. Gene Ontology annotation, molecular function: histone deacetylase binding. The record is from RefSeq and is a predicted model, not a curated record. The coding region runs from base 75 to 1547 and encodes 490 amino acids. Lineage: Eukaryota; Metazoa; Arthropoda; Malacostraca; Decapoda; Palaemonidae. Gene Ontology annotation, cellular component: nucleus; cytoplasm.
CUGGUAAUACUGAGCCGUCAUACGUUGCAGAUAAGGAUUGGGGGAAGUCUGCUAUAUAAGCACAGAGCGGUCGAAUGUUCAAUGUGCAACCAAAGUUUGUACACAUUGUAAAGAAUUGCCGAGUGGUGAAGAUCGAAGCAGAAGAAAUGGCAAGUUUUGACUUUGGCAGACGAGCCCCUGAGCUUACCCUUGCUCACUAUCGGGGAGAACAGUGCUUGGAUGAAAUCUUGGAGUGGGUUUGGGACAAUUGCAAGUUUGAUUGCAAGGCCUUAGUAGAAUCAGGAAAGUCUGAGGAUAGAGCCAAUAUGUUACGAUUGCAUGGCAAUCAGUGUUACAAGGCACAGAAUUAUGCAGAUGCCUUAGACUUGUAUAAUCAGAGUAUCAUGGCUGCGCCACAUCCAGUGUUGGAUAAUGUCGGAAUUGAAAAGAGUGAAGAUAACACAACGUUUGGUUUUCCUCGCAUCGACCCUGCUAGGUAUGGUGGCGUUGCUCUAGAGAAGUGUAGUGCCUUAGGAAAAGGAUUUGCAAAUAGAUCAGCUGUUAUGCUUUGUUUAGGGGAGUAUGAGAAGUGUAUAGAAGACGUUGAUCUAGCUCUAGAGCAUGGAUAUCUUGAGGAACUGCGUCCGAAGCUAGAGGAAAGGCGGUUUAAGUGCCAAGAAGCACAAAAGAAAGGGGAGCCAUCAAACUGCAGGCACAGAAAUGGGAAUCUUCAGAAACUUAUCCUACAAAACAUUCUUGGGGAAAUGAAGUCCACCUCAGCUAAGAAGCCUCCAGUGUUAAGAGAUCCUAAUCCAUGUAUACCAGCUGUCAGCAGUGCUGUUAGUGUGUCCCAUUGGCCCAAUAAAGGGAGAGGCCUUGUUGCAACGAGAGAUAUCAAACCAGGUGAGGUCCUUGGUGUGGAGAGGGCAUUUGCCGUUUUUCUGAGGCAACAUCUCCUGGGCACAAAUUGUUCCACUUGUACUCAUCCUUGUGUGAACCCCCUCCCUUGUCCUGGGUGUUCCAAGGUGGUAUUCUGCAGCAGAUCCUGUAGGGUUAAGGGUCUUUCAGAAGACCAUUGGUUAGAGUGCAAGAUCCUGAGCUCAGUACUUGUUCAUGGACUGGAGGAAAGGACAUGUUCCUAUAAACUGCUGAAAACUUGGAACUUCAGGCAAAUGAAAUCUAUCUACAAUAAACUGAAGAAGGAUAAGCCUACUCUCCCUGAAAAGUUAGGAUUUGAUAAAAGUGGAAAAUAUAGUUCUUCCUCAUUUCAAGCCAUUUACCAUCUUGAUCAAGACUUGGAAGCUUUUCCUUUGGAAGAAGUGAUAUCCUUAUGCAUGGAUGCAUUUCGGUUGACCAAACUCUUAGAGUUGAGCAAAAGGUUCUUUGUGAAUCACUUGGGCAAACCUGUACCAGUGACCAAAGAAGAUUUUUUAUACACAUGCAAGAUUUUGGUCAACAACUAUACUAAGUUUAUUCAGAAUUCCUUUGGAAACCCAAGGCCAAGAGGUGAUGCAACUGUUCCCAGCGAAAAGUCUCAUCAACCACUCCUGUUUUCCUGUUAUAUCUAA